This is a messenger RNA of Dendrobium catenatum, 1063 nucleotides long. RefSeq lists its product as uncharacterized. Gene Ontology annotation, biological process: fatty acid metabolic process; DNA damage response. The transcript has 6 exons. NCBI's taxonomy places the organism in Eukaryota, Viridiplantae, Streptophyta, Magnoliopsida, Asparagales, Orchidaceae. The record is from RefSeq and is a predicted model, not a curated record. Gene Ontology annotation, cellular component: mitochondrial matrix. Bases 305 to 1009 code for a protein of 234 amino acids.
GGCGAGAUUUACAGCUGGGAAUCUGUGGAAGGCAUUGAUGGCUUAUGGCUGUGCCGUGACUUCCUUCCUGAAAAACAUCAAAAUCUUCUUUUAUCAGCGAUUCAUGGAGAGAAUGAUCUGUUUCAUGGAUGCUGUAUAAAAAAGAUCUCCUUUGCAGGGAUUAGCUUGUGAAGAAGCAAGCUUGUUACCCAAUCUCCAAAACCUACCCUAUAGUGCUUCCAGCUCUUUCUAUCCAAUCACUUCCCAUUCCGGUAAUCGAUUCUUCUAACCAAUUGGCUCCUGCACUAGAUCUUACCCUAAAAGAAUGGGUUUCUUAGCAAGCAUAAUGGGGAUACCGUGUCCUAAGAUUUGUGGAGAUUGGACUACUCCCCAUUGGCCUAACACAGGUGGAAAGGGACCGCUUUCCCUUGGUGGAAGUUCGGAAAAUUUUGCAGAAGGAUUGUUCACUGAGAGUUCUUAUAAUCAGGCCAUGAAGUUUGGAGAUCUUCCUAAUUGGGCUAUUGACCUUUCUAGAUUGAUUCAGAAGGCAGUAUGCUAUGGUGAGACUAUUUCUCUUGAUGGCCUGGAAUCGGAUUGUAAAGAACAACAAAUGGAAGAAUCUGGACCACUACCGUUCGAUUUAUUGUGGAGAGAACCACUUUUUGAUCAGCUAAUUACAAAUGUGUACAAACCAGGCGAGGGAAUAUCAGCUCAUGUCGAUUUAUUGCGAUUUGAGGAUGGAAUUGCUAUCGUUUCAUUGGAAUCAGAGUGUGUGAUGCAUUUCUCUAGAGCUGAUCAAGAGACUUGUUCACAUAAGGCUCAAGGAGGACAAGAUGGUUCUCUAGUUAAGAUUCCCGUUCUACUAAAUCCUGGCUCACUCUUGUUGAUAUUCGGGGAAGCUCGUUAUUCAUGGAAGCAUGAGAUCAAUCGGAAAGAAGGAUUUCAGACAUGGAAGGGAAGGGAAAUUAUUCAGAAGAAAAGAACCUCUGUGACUUUGAGAAAGCUCUGUCACUCAGCUGAGGAUAUCUAAUUUAUUGAAUUCUAAUAUUGUUUCAUCUAAAGAGUGGUGUUUGCCUUCUUUUAA